AUUUAUGUGGGUUUUCAAUAAUUUAUUUUCAGUAAAUCUUCGAUUAAAAGAAAUAGCUAAUGAUAUAAAGGUCACAACUAAGAAUAUAUAGAUAUAAACGAUUGCUUUGCAUCUCCUACUGACAGUGUCGUCGUAAAACUUUCCACAUUUUUAUCUUCUAUAGAAUCACUUACCAUAUUUUAACCCAACUUUUCACCGAGCAUCCUUGAAUUAAAUUGCUUUAAAGAUUGUUAAAUGACCACGCCAUUUUUAUGGAAUAAUAAUAAUUAUAUUUAGUUAUAGUUAAAUACGGAGAAAAAUUAUCAAAGUAUAAAACACUUGUUAUUUAAAGUUUUCAUAUAUAUAACUUCAUAUUAAUAAACAUGCAUGGAUCCGUGUGUAAUUUUUUUUCGUCUGAUUGAUAAUCAUAAAACAAGUAAUAUUGUUAUAUCCCUACAAGCUUCCAUAGAUUAUUUCACCAUUUAUGGAAAUUCAUCUCUUAUCUAUACAUGUAUUUAAGACUGGGAAUCGCAGGUAUCCUAUUCAUUACUUACUAGUCCGUGCAGAGGUCGACAUGACUGAACUUCAAACAAUGAAUGAAGUACUGAGGAACCGGAACUUGACCACUACAGACCAGCACCUCAUAUCUACUUCCUGUUCCAAUUACAUCAUGCCGGUGUGGGUGACGCAUGCCUGGAUGUGGAUUAUCACACCAUUUUAUAUGUACUAUUUGCUCAGGCAGAAAACAAAGCCAAACAGAAUAAACUGGAAUCUCGUAACAAAAACCCUUCUCCUCUUUGUGAAUGUGAUACUCCUAAUUGUGCAAUUAGUGAUGAAGCUCAAACUUCGAAACUCCAUUUUGCAUGAAGAAACAAUAGAGGCAGUUUUGCAAAUUAGCACACUGAUUUUGGUUGGUGUGUUCCUAUAUUUUGAGCGAUGGAAAGGCUUUGUCUCUUCUGGAGUUCUGUUCGUAUACUGGGCUGUGUCCAUUAUUAGUACAUCAAUGUCAAUGUACAACAAAAUUCUGCACCAUAUGUAUUCACAUGAAAAAGAGUCUUUUUUAAUUUUCUGUACUGUGUAUGCAACACACUGGUUACAAUGGACUAUCUCAUGUUUUGCGGAAAUAUCUACCCGAUCAACAGAAGGAGAGAAAAAUCCAUAUUCAACAUCAUCAUUUCCAGGCAGACUUUUAUUUUUAUGGGUCUUCUCGUUGAUAUUAAGGGGCUAUAGAAAACCUAUUACAAAAGACGAUACUUUCCCUUUGGAGUCCAAAGACAAAGCUGACCAUCUCCUUUUGAAUUUCCAAAAGAACUGGGAAAAAUCUGGCAAAAAUGUAAAAGAAUGGUGUAUGGAAAGGAGAAAACCCAGUUUAGAAUCGGCAACAGAAAUUGAUGCUGGAGAGUCAUUAGUUGCAAAAGAAGAGAAUGAAGAUAACGCUUCUGAUUACCAUGGCAACGCCAGUCAUUCUCUCUUACUAACCCUCCUAAAUAUGUUUGGUUGGAAAUUUCUACUUCUCCACGUAUUAACUAUUUUUAAUUCUGUCUGUAAAAUGGCUAGCCCACAAUUACUGAGUUUACUACUCGGGUUAUUAUCAGAACCAGCAAAAGAGAAAGAUGCGUCAUGUCGUGGCUACCUUCUCGCCAUUUCUUUGUUUGUCGUUUCUGUUUUUGAGGUUUUGACUUACAUUCACUCCUUAACCACAGCUUUGAAGUUGGGUGUGAGAGUCAGGGCCACACUUAUGUCAGCCUUGUACAGAAAGGUAUUAAAAGUCGGAAAUAUCUCAAGGCAAAAAUCAUCAGUUGGAGAAAUAUUGAACUUAAUGUCAGUGGACACUUCCACAAUAAGUGAUUCCAUGCCGUUAAUCGGGAUGUGGUUUGAAAGUCUUCUGGAGAUAAUGUUUUCUUUGUAUUUUCUUUAUGAAAUUCUUGGAUAUGCCGUGUUUGCUGGAUGUGGUUUAAUGGUGUUGUUGGUACCAGUGAACGCGUAUCUUUCCUCAAAAUCAUUUAAAGUUAUUGAAGAUCAUAUGAAGCUCAAUGACGACCGAAUCAAACUUUUAUCAGAAGUUAUCAAUGGAAUUAAGAUACUAAAGCUUUAUGCCUGGGAAAUGAUAUUCAAAGACAAAAUCAUUGCAAAGAGAAAAACCGAAUUACGAAAAUUACUGAAUCUUAAGAUCUUAGAACGUAUUUUAGAAACAUUAUUUCACAUCACACCUUUUAUUGUGAUUUUUGCUACUUUUCUUACCUACAUUCUCAUCAACGAUAGGCCCUUGGACGCAAAGACUGUCUUUGUCUCCCUUUCGUUUUUCAACAUUUUAAAAUUCUCCAUUGAAAUGGUUUCAAGAUCUGUACAGGAAAAUAUGAAAUUUUAUGUGGCAAUUAAACGAAUACAGAAAUUCUUAAACAGUGAUGAUCUCAUAGAGUGCAAUAUGAAAAGGAUGGAUCAAAGAGAAAUUGCUAUUAGGAUUUCAAAUGGAACGUUUGCAUGGAACUGGAACAGCAGUGUGUUAGAAAGAAUAAAUAUGGAGGUGCAUGAGGGAAAACUUGUAGCUGUGGUGGGAAAUGUUGGUCAGGGAAAAUCUUCAUUGUUGUCAGCUAUUCUAGGAGAGCUGACAAAACUGAAAGGCACCGUCAAUAUUAAGGGUACAGUAGCAUAUGCCCCGCAACAAGCCUGGAUUCUAAAUGCUACUGUAGAGGACAACAUUCUUUUUGGAAUGAAGAUGGACAGAACACGAUAUAAUACAGUCCUUGAAACUUGCGCUCUUCUUCCAGAUUUAACCAUACUUCCAGCAGGGGAUCAAACCGAAAUUGGGGAAAAGGGAGUCAAUCUAAGUGGUGGGCAGAAACAUAGAAUAAGUCUUGCCAGAGCAGUGUACAGUGACGCAGACAUUUACUUGCUAGACGAUCCACUAUCUGCUGUUGACUCUCAUGUCGGCAGUCAUCUUUUUAACAAGGUCAUUGGACCAACUGGAAUGCUUAAAGACAAAACACGUGUUCUGGUAACCCACGGAAUACACUGGCUUCCAUCGGUGGAUCAAAUAUUUGUAUUAUCUGAUGGUAAAAUAUCAGAAAAUGGAACGUACGAUGAAUUGUUAGAUCAUGCUGGACCUUUUGCUGAAUUUCUGGAGAACGUUAAAAAUCAAACUAAUGAUUUUCAGAACGGAAACAUCGAUGGCUUAAGAAGACCUCUUACAUCCCAAAAGAGUCACAGUGAGUCAUUACGUGAUCUUAAUCCACGAACAAGAAGAACCUCGAGUGACCAGUUUGAGAAUCGAACAUCACUGAAUUUAGACACUCAAUUCAAAACAACAGAACAAUCCUCAGAUUUCCCACAUGCCGAUUUCGAGAAGGAUAUGACAAAAGAUAUUCUUAUAGAGGAGGAAACAACAGAGGAAGGAAAGGUAAAAUGGAAAAGGGUUAUAACUUAUUUUAAGGCCGUUGGUUUGAAAUACUGCCUAUUGCUGAUGCUAUUAUAUGAAGCGAGCGAAGGAUUGUCCCUGAUGGGAAACAUCUGGCUGAGUCGCUGGACGGAGGAUCCUAUACUGAACUCCGCCGUUAAUGUAACGCAAGACCACAAGGAGCUCCAACAACGAAACGUCUAUUAUCUCGGAUGCUAUGUCAGUUUUGGAAUAGGACAAGUUUUUUGUAUGGUGCUGUUUGGAAUUUUGUGGGUUACAAGAACAAUAUCGGCAUCCCAUAUAAUUCAUUCAAGCCUUUUGCAUUCCAUUUUACGAUGUCCUAUCAGUUUCUUUGACACUACACCGUCCGGUAGGAUAAUGAACCGUUUCUCUCAGGAUUUGAGUGCUGUAGAUACCAAGAUUCCAUUUUACAUUGAAAUGUCCCUCUAUUCUUUUACGGUGCUGCUCGGCACAUUGGCUGCCAUCACUUAUGCUGCUCAAUGGUUCUUGUUGGUGGCUAUUCCUCUUGGACUUGUAUACUUUGUCCUAAUGACUGCCUACAUACCAACGUUAAGACAGGUAAAACGAAUAGAAGCUGUCUGUAGAUCCCCAAUUUACAGCUAUUUCAGCGAAACACUGGCUGGUGCAAGUGUCAUUAGGGCUUUUGGCAAGGAGAACAAUUUUAUGCUGGAAAUCCAAAAAAGGAUUAAUGAUCUUCACCAAGUAAACUCGACCGACGUAGCCAUAUCGGGUUGGAAGUGCGUUCUGACAGAGCUGCUAGGAUGUGUAGUAAUUUUGUCAACCUCUUUGAUGGCGGUGGCGUCCAGAGACACCAUCAGUGCAGGAAUGGCCGGAUUAUCCAUAUCCUAUUCUCUACAAGUGACAAGAGUAAUGAAUUGGUUGGUGUAUUGUUUGACUCUUGUGGAAACAAAUGUAGUGUCUAUUGAGCGGAUUGCCGAAUACAUCGACACAGAAUCAGAGGCUGCUUUAAUUAACGAUACUCACAGACCUCCAAAGAAUUGGCCUGAUGAAGGUCAAAUUAUAUUUUCCUCCUAUUCCACAAAACACAGACCCAAUCUGGACACGGUCCUCAAAAACAUAAACGUCGUCAUCGAACCAAGAUCUAAGAUUGGCAUUGUUGGUAGAACUGGCGCUGGUAAGUCUUCCCUGGCUAUGGCAUUGUUCCGUUUGAUAGAGCCUGUUUCGGGAAACAUUGAAGUUGACGGAGAAAAUCUAACUGUUCUAGGACUUCAUGACUGUAGAUCAAAGCUGACGAUUUUACCUCAGGACCCAGUGUUGUUUUCUGGUAGUCUGAGGAUGAACAUAGACCCGUUAAAUCAGUUCAAAGAUGAGCAGAUCUGGAGUGCUAUAGAACAUGCUCAUCUAAAGUCCUUUGUACAAUCUCUGCCUUCAGGGUUGGAGUUUGAAUGUGGUGAAGGGGGAGGAAAUAUAAGUGCGGGUCAAAAGCAGUUAGUUUGUCUAGCAAGAUCUCUACUUCAGAAAACUAAAAUUCUAAUACUGGACGAAGCAACAGCUGCUGUAGACUUGGAGACAGAUGAUUUGAUUCAGAGGACCAUCCGAGAGGAAUUUCGGGACUGCACUGUACUCACUAUUGCACAUAGAAUAAACACGGUGCUGGAUUAUGACAGAAUUAUCGUUCUUGACAAAGGGUGUAUAAUGGAGUACGAUACGCCUAAUCACCUUCUAAAGGAUCCCAACAGCUUGUUUUAUGAGCUAGCAAGAAACGCAGGAAUUCUCAAAUAAAUUGAACGCAGUUUUAAAAACGUGUACAAUAUUUUUUUUGAGAGCAUUAUGACGUACACACAUGUAAAUGUUUUAAGGGGCCUGGGCAGUCAACAUAUUACACCCAUUGAAGUACUUAAUAAAAUGUUUAUUUUAUGUUAUGUUUUAAAAAAAUGUAUAAUGAUCGCAAAGACUGUAUUGAUUCAAAUACAUCAAAGCAACCUAGUAGCUUUUUCUCGUAUUACAACACCUGAUCGAAGUAACUGCGGGCCAUACGAUGCAAUGCAGCACUUUUUUCUGAACCUCGUGAUGUAUUGUCUCAUUAUUCUAGAAAAUAUACAACGGGACAAGCAAGACCUAAUAAGACCAGUAGCAAAUGAUUCGUUUGAAGAAGAGUCUAUGAUCGGUGUGCAGAGUCCAUGCUGCUAUAUUACUAGUAUACAUAUUAUCGACUGACUACUAUAUUGUAUUAUCCAUCAGGUAAGGAUGUUGAUAAUCGAGUGAAACCCUUUUUUAUGGGAGACACAGGACAUGCACUGAUUACGUGACUAUCAUUGCAAUGAUGCUUUGAUGCGCUAACUCUAUUAUUGCAGGUAUACUACUAAUGUAUACUAUUGUAGUGAAAUGCUAACUAAAAACAAUUUAUCAAAUUAGACAUGUAGUAGAGGGAAACAGAUUUUACUUUCAAAAGAGACGCGCUUAUGAAAUACAUGUACAUUAAUAAUACAUCUUCGUUGUAAUAAAUAAAGAAAAUUACUGUUUCCUUCUAAAAGAAUUCAAAACAGUUGCAGUCUUUUGUUUUCAAUUCAUAAUGCCAGUAAAGUUGCAUAUUGAAACCCUUCCAUUUAUACUAGUGAACAUGUAUGGUCCCAUUACCGACUCCCCAGAAUUGUCUCUGUUUUAUUACUGUUUUACGAAAUACUAUGUUAUAUACUUAUUUUCUGUACCAAUACCAUGUAUAUGUGAAAUUGUAAAAGAGUUUCAAUAAAAGUUACAUAUUGCA
Magallana angulata is the source of this 6119-nucleotide messenger RNA. RefSeq names its product multidrug resistance-associated protein 1-like. Gene Ontology annotation, molecular function: ATP hydrolysis activity; ABC-type transporter activity; ATP binding. The coding region runs from base 464 to 5137 and encodes 1557 amino acids. Gene Ontology annotation, biological process: transmembrane transport. The record is from RefSeq and is a predicted model, not a curated record. The transcript is spliced from 29 exons. Gene Ontology annotation, cellular component: membrane. Lineage: Eukaryota; Metazoa; Mollusca; Bivalvia; Ostreida; Ostreidae.